GAUUUCUGAUGAAACUGGAUUGGAAUAAUUUUCAUGAACUUUGUAUAUAUAUAUAUAUAUAUAUAUAUUUUAAAAUUUUGCAUUUGACUUAAAGUGCCAUGAGAAAAUUUGCAUAUUGCAAGGUGGUCCUAGCCACCUCCUUGAUUUGGGUACUCUUGGAUAUGUUCCUGCUGCUUUACUUCAGUGAAUGCAACAAAUGUGAUGAAAAAAAAGAGAGAGGACUUCCUGCUGGGGAUGUUCUAGAGCCAGUACAAAAGCCUCAUGAAGGUCCUGGAGAAAUGGGGAAACCAGUCGUCAUUCCUAAAGAGGAUCAAGAAAAGAUGAAAGAGAUGUUUAAAAUCAAUCAGUUCAAUUUAAUGGCAAGUGAGAUGAUUGCACUCAACAGAUCUUUACCAGAUGUUAGGUUAGAAGGGUGUAAAACAAAGGUGUAUCCAGAUAAUCUUCCUACGACAAGUGUGGUGAUUGUUUUCCAUAAUGAGGCUUGGAGCACACUUCUGCGAACUGUCCAUAGUGUCAUUAAUCGCUCACCAAGACACAUGCUAGAAGAAAUUGUUCUCGUAGAUGAUGCCAGUGAAAGAGACUUUCUGAAAAGACCUCUAGAGAGUUACGUGAAAAAACUGAAAGUACCAGUUCACGUAAUUCGAAUGGAGCAACGUUCUGGAUUGAUCAGAGCUAGGUUAAAAGGAGCUGCAGUGUCUAAAGGCCAAGUGAUCACCUUUUUAGAUGCUCACUGUGAAUGUACAGUGGGGUGGCUGGAGCCUCUCUUAGCCAGGAUCAAACAUGACAGGAAGACAGUGGUCUGUCCUAUCAUUGACGUGAUCAGUGAUGAUACUUUUGAGUACAUGGCAGGUUCUGACAUGACCUAUGGUGGAUUCAACUGGAAGCUCAAUUUUCGCUGGUAUCCUGUUCCCCAAAGAGAAAUGGACAGAAGGAAAGGUGAUCGAACUCUUCCUGUGAUUUGGCAGUGUGGAGGAACUUUGGAGAUUGUUACUUGCUCACAUGUUGGACAUGUGUUUCGGAAAGCUACACCCUACACGUUUCCAGGAGGCACAGGGCAGAUUAUCAAUAAAAAUAACAGACGACUUGCAGAAGUGUGGAUGGAUGAAUUCAAGAAUUUCUUCUAUAUAAUUUCUCCAGGUGUUACAAAGGUAGAUUAUGGAGAGAUAUCAUCAAGACUUGGUCUAAGACACAAACUCCAAUGCAGACCUUUCUUGAUACGAAAUGUGGAAACAAAUCAGUGUCUAGAUAACAUGGCUAGAAAAGAGAAUGAAAAAGUUGGAAUUUUUAACUGUCACGGUAUGGGAGGUAAUCAGGUUUUCUCUUACACUGCCAACAAAGAAAUUAGAACAGAUGACCUUUGCUUGGAUGUCUCUAAACUUAAUGGCCCAGUCACAAUGCUCAAAUGCCACCACCUAAAAGGCAACCAACUUUGGGAGUAUGAUCCGGUGAAAUUAACCCUGCAGCAUGUGAACAGUAAUCAGUGCCUGGAUAAAGCCACAGAAGAGGACAGCCAGGUGCCCAGCAUUAGAGACUGCAGUGGAAGCCGGUCCCAGCAGUGGCUUCUUCGAAAUGUAACCCUUCCAGAAAUAUUCUGAGACCAAAUUUACAAAAAAAGAAAAAAAUAAGGAUUGACUGGGCUACCUCAGCAUACAUUUCUGCCACAUUCUUAAGUAGCAAAAAAGGAAGAGUGCUUUCCUCCUGCAGGAUGUAAGGUUUAUCAGCCAUUAAAACUUAAACUGCUCUCUCUUUCACUAGCUGUGAACCGGCCUUCCUGUCCAAGGACGUGAAACUACGUAGUAGCGAGAUUGUGCACACUGAUGUUUACAAGAUUAAAAGAGUCUUUCAUCAAGAAUCAUUGUAAAGAAUAUUCAGACUGAAACAAUCUACGAAAUGUGCUUUCCAGAGAGCUGCACCUUUUAUGGUUUGCUUGCACAUCAGUAAUUUCUGCUGAAUGUGCUGUUAUAAUGAAGAGAUGUCCAAGAUUUUUUUUCUGAUUAGAACUGGUAGCCAGUAUAUUAAAUAUUGAUAUAAAAAUAAAUG
Molecule: messenger RNA, 2040 nt
Organism: Mesoplodon densirostris (Blainville's beaked whale)
Lineage: Eukaryota; Metazoa; Chordata; Mammalia; Artiodactyla; Ziphiidae
Product: polypeptide N-acetylgalactosaminyltransferase 1-like
Cellular component (GO): Golgi apparatus
Source: RefSeq, a predicted model, not a curated record